GUCUGUCAUUGACGUAUUAUACAUUGUAUAUUUAGCCUCUUAUAUAUUGUUCAGAAGCAACACAAUGCAGACUAUUGGAAGAAUUGACUAUCCGGUUAUACCCUUUGAAGGGGAUAUUCCUGGUGGGUUACAACCAGGAAAACAGAUCUUUGUUCAAGGAGAUUUUUCACAAAUUCCAGGGAGUGAUUAUAGUUUUGGCAUUAAUUUCAAAUGUGGGAGAGGACAAGGGACAGACAUUGCUUUUCACUUCAACCCGAGGGUCAGCCAGAAAUGUGUGGUGCGCAACACAUUAAGAAACGGAGCUUGGGAGCAAGAGGAAAGAGGUGGUCCAAUGCCAUUUGGUGUUGGUCAACAGUUUGAAAUUAUUUUUGCUGUGGACCAAUAUCAGUUCAAGGUGGCAGUGAAUGGUCAACAUUUUACGGAGUUCCGUCACCGCAUUCCAGUAGAACGAAUCAACACAUUACAGAUAUCAGGUGCCGUAAGCAUCAAGGUCAUUAGAUUCGACUCUCCUUACACGGGUCCACCAACUGUACCUUUCCCAUCACCGCAGAACAUAGGCUUUGGUAUCGCACCACCUGCAGGAUUCAUGCCACCACCUUAUACUGCAGGAUGUGUACCCCAGCCACAAUGCUGGGGCUGUACACCACCACAGCCCCCGAGCUCAGGGAACUCUCCAGUCUCCUACCCCCCAGCCUACCCCUCACAGCCUCAGGAUCCUAUAUACAACCCAGCGAUUCCUUUCAUGGGCUACAUCCCUCCAUCUGGUAUGACACCGGGCAAACUUAUCCACAUAACAGGGGUUACUGGACCAAACAGGUUUUCAGUAAAUAUCCAGGAUAAUGCUGGGGGAAGCUGUGAUAUUGCCUUCCAUUUUGAUGUGAGGAUUAAUCUUGGAAAUCAAGUGAAUGAAAUUGUACGCAACAGUAAAACAAACGACCAGUGGGGACCUGAGGAGACACAGAAGCCUUACUUUCCAUUCCAACCAAAUACCAACUUUGACAUGAUGAUCCUGUGUGAGCCACAGUGCUUCAAGGUUGCUGUUGAUGGGAAGCACUUUAUUGAGUUCAAGCACCGCUUACAACCCUUGGAUCGUUUCCGUUUCUUGGGCAUAGUGGGUGAUGUCAAGGUCACACAGAUUAGGAUUCAGUAAAACACAUCAGUGACCCAGAUGUAAAAGAGGAAUGUCUUGACCAUUGAUUUACUUUCACAUGUAUAUGUAUAUUUAUAUUUUCAUUGUGUUUAUUUCAUGAGCAUGUUUGUUUAAAUCUUUAGCUUUCAAAUAAAGGACUUGCUUUUUGUUAAUGUAUAUAUUACUUGUAUUAUAUUUGAUGUAUU
Messenger RNA from Saccostrea echinata, 1335 nucleotides. Its product is annotated as galectin-4-like. Bases 65 to 1150 code for a protein of 361 amino acids. Gene Ontology annotation, molecular function: carbohydrate binding. NCBI's taxonomy places the organism in Eukaryota, Metazoa, Mollusca, Bivalvia, Ostreida, Ostreidae. The record is from RefSeq and is a predicted model, not a curated record. The transcript is spliced from 7 exons.